CGGACGUCAAGUCUCGUCAUCGCUUGGCCCUAUUACGCUGACAUUUUGGCUUCUCUGGGUAGCUAUUUAGGCAGCCAGACCUCUGCCAUCCGUGUAGGACAGUCUUUCCAUAUCAUAAGCAAAAAUGAGGUUCUUACACAUCCUCCCUCUGGCUGCUUUAAGCACCGCCUUUAUCGUCCCCAAUGAGCAGAUCUUUAGCGAGCUCGCGAUUGACGACACCACGCAUGCCCGUGCAAACCAGGGAUCAUGGUCCGAGCAAGUCCUAUCCGAGUUGAAGAAUGACUUCUUCGAGGCCGAGAAGGGUGUCAAGGAAGCAUCUGGCAAUGCUAAGCAUGCCCUCGAUGAAGCCUUCAGCACUGCUUCGGACUUUGGAAGCUCCAUGACAAGCAAGGUCCAGGAGACCGCGUUCGAUGCUAAGUCUUGGUUCGAGUCUGCUACCAAUGAAGCAUAUGACGCCCUGGACCACCAUGAGCACCCUCACCCUCCUCACCACGGCGGACCUCCCCACCACAAGGAUCCUCACCAUGACCACAAGCCCAACGAGACUGUCUGGCAGCUGCUCAGUUCGUCCAAAUACACCGAGAAGUUCUCUAAGCUGAUCAGCGAGUACCCUGAGAUCGUUGAGAAGCUCAACUCGACUGACUCUGGCAACUUCACCGUCUUCGCGCCUAAGGACUCGGCAUUCCCUGAUCACCACCCUCACCACAAGCCCAGCAAGGAGGCGAUUAAGAAGUUCAUCGAGUACCACAUCAGUGAUGACUUCUACCCUGCUGGCAGAGUCCUUAUCACCCACACCAUCCCCACUCUCUUGGAAGGCGAGCACUUGCCCGGCAAGGCUGCUCAGAGAUUGAGCGUACACAUCGGUCUCAGAGGUCUGACCAUCAACUUCUACUCUCGUGUUGUUGCCGUCAACAUUUUUGGCACCAACGGUGUCAUUCACGGAGUCGACAACCUCCUGAUUCCUCCUCCUAGAGCCUUCAAGAUCAUUGAUCUCCUGCCUUCUGAGUUCUCCACCUUCGAGUUGGCUCUCGGCAAGACUGGUCUCCUCGAUGCAUACAACAGCACCGACCACCCCAGCGGUACCCUUUUCGCUCCUUCCAACUUCGCCUUCCAGAAGCUUGGACCUAAGAUCAACGGAUUCCUCUUCAGCGAGUAUGGGCGCAAGUACCUCAAGGCUCUGAUUCUGUACCACACUGUUCCCGACAACGUUCUAUACAGCGAUGCCUUCAUCAAGGCUGAUGCCCAGGAUGGCAUUCCCAAGGGUCACUGGCACGUCGACCUUCCUACAGCACUCGAGGACCACUCUCUCUCAAUCGAUGUUGGAAGAUACGGUGGCUUGAUCGAUAUCAAGGUCAAUGCCUUCUCUCGCGUCAGUGUUCAGGAUGGCAUUGCGGCCGAUGGAGUAAUCCAGGUUGUCAGCGAUGUUUUGAUUCCUCCUAAGAAGCUCGGUAGCGCCAAGCUCAGAAGCUCCAACUGGUUCAGCGAGAAGGAGCUCAGCGUCGAGGAGUUCAAGGCCAGAUUCGAGCCUUUCGUCGAGAGAAUGAUUGACCUCUAGAUGAUUAGAGGUGGAAUCAUUGUUGCGUGACAUGACCAUACGAUCCUUUACGAGACUUAUUCAAUAUGUAGCAGUAGUAGCCACUCGGGCUAUCAGUAUAGCAGAAUUUGCAUCUAUUUCGAGAUGUUGUCCAAUGAUUGAUCAAGGCGAUUCCACUCAUGCUCAAGACGACAAGGUUGCAGCCGGACAGAGAGGCAUCAGCAGACAGCGCACGGUGAAGGCGGGAGUAGCAGAAGACCGUGACGGUGAUAAAGCCAGUUGGGGAAGAGCAGAGAUAUGCUUCAAUCAAGCGCAUUCAGGACGAGCUGCAUGGUCACAUUAACCUCUCUUAGAGGAGGAUGCUGGAGCAGGGUGGGAUUGGGCCAGAGGAAUUGGCCAAUGAAUAGGCGUAAUUUGCGGAGAGCGGGAGCGCAUAACACAGCAUGGCGG
Molecule: messenger RNA, 1984 nt
Organism: Aureobasidium subglaciale EXF-2481
Lineage: Eukaryota; Fungi; Ascomycota; Dothideomycetes; Dothideales; Saccotheciaceae
Exons: 2
Coding region: 125-1555 (476 amino acids)
Biological process (GO): macroautophagy
Cellular component (GO): fungal-type vacuole membrane
Source: RefSeq, a predicted model, not a curated record